This is a messenger RNA of Schizophyllum commune H4-8, 1396 nucleotides long. RefSeq lists its product as uncharacterized. The transcript has 21 exons. The record is from RefSeq and is a predicted model, not a curated record. NCBI's taxonomy places the organism in Eukaryota, Fungi, Basidiomycota, Agaricomycetes, Agaricales, Schizophyllaceae. The coding region runs from base 185 to 1192 and encodes 335 amino acids.
UGGAAGUCUGCAAUGUUCGCCCAGGGUCUCUUGAUGCCUUUCCCGUCUCUAUGUAAACCGAGUUGCCCUCCUUCACACACUCAUCUACAUCGCUGCUCCCCCCACGACCGUCUACGCCGCACAGUGUCGCCUAUAUACGCUCAGAACAUACGAAGGGAACCGGCGGGGCUGGACGACGACAAUCAUGGGUGCUGGUCUUGAUUCUACCCUGGGGGCCUCCUUCAUAGGCAUGGUCAUUGCAGCUGCACUGUUCGGAAUCACAUGUUCGCAGACCUACUUCUACUUCGGAUCCACGUCGAGACAGAACAAGGAUAGCACGCUACUGUCCAGCAUAGUAGCGGGCAUCGUCCUGGCAGACUGUUUCCAUCAGAUCGCUAUUACGAGCUGGCUGUACAACUACUGCGUCACUGAAUUCGGGAACCUCACCGCCUUGUCGAACCUGCCAUGGGGCUUCUACGGCAUGGUCAUUCCUACGCUGCUCGUCACCUUCACGGUGCAAGGAUUCUACGUAUGGCGAAUUUGGCAAUUGAGUGGCAAGAACUGGAUCCUCGCGGGCUUCAUCGAAGCCUGCUCCGUCGCACAAGCUGGUUCUCUCAUCUACUAUAUCACUGCUUCUUUCGUCACCGUCGUCUCUGCUGAGGAGUUGACGAUUCAGCUUCAGAAAUACGUCGUGCUGGUGAACGGCCUCGGCGCAGGCACCGACAUCCUGAUCACCCUCUGCAUGAUGGCGCUCCUGAAGCAGUCACGCACAGCGAUCAAGAGAACGAAUAGGAUCAUUCGUACCAUCAUGAUUUUGUCCGUCACGACAGGCAUGGCGUCCACGUUCUGCGCCAUCAUGGUGCUGAGCAUGGCCGUCGCCUUCCCCGGGAAGCAAAUCAUGAUGGCCUUUUAUUUCAUGCUUACGAAAGUAUACACCAACUCCCUCCUCGGCACGCUUAACGUGCGCGACCACCUGCGCGAGGCGAGCGAGCGCGCGAAGUGGAUCUCGACCGCGAGCUUCAUGUUCACGCGCACGCGGGACAUCAUGGGCACGACGAAUAACGGCCCCGUACGCACGACGCAGGGCGCGCAUACGGUUCACGAGCUCGGCGACCUCAAGCAGGCUCCGUCUUCGCAGGAAGAGAGCGGGGACGACAUUGAGCGCCAGACGAUCUCAAUCAAGGUUGAUCAGUCGAGGGAUGUUACCCAGUAGGCCUCGAGGGCCCUCUCUUGGGUGGCUUCGGGCUUCGGGGUCGAUACCCUCUGGCCUCUGCUCGACGUUGGUUGUGCUUCAGGACCUCUAUAUCCUACGGGCCCGUCCGCUCCUUACAGUGUGUACGCAUAAUUUGGAAUUGUAUGGUUUGUUCGGUCGUUCAGAUUGUGGAAUAUGUCAUGAUGCAAUGCGCUUGGAGAGGCA